CUGUGCUAAGAUCAACCACCUUUUAUAAGCAAAGAUGGAUGGUCAUGAUGGUGGACACUGAAGUUACAUGUCCUACUGAUGAAACAGCCUUCACAGAACAGAUGAUUACAUGGAAUGUUCCCCAUGUUCUACCUCCUCUUGUUCCGACACCACAAAUUACUACCCUUGAUGUUCAAAUGGGAGUUGAUGGCCGCAAGCUUGACCCUGCAACGAUUCAUAAUAGAGAUUAUAAACUGGAUGUCGGUCCCCAGCUAAUCACUGUAAAAAUUCCUGUGGGAGCUGAUGGUGGCUAUUACAAGAGCUAUGUAUUGGACAACACCUAUGUGAUCUCUUACUCUAUUGAACCAAUGCUGGAGCAUACCUGGCAAGAUGGGCCUGAGAAGACCAAGUACACAGUACUUCAUCCAAUAACCACUCCUUUCAUGCCUCGGCCACCAGUUGUCACAAACAACACUGUUCCUAAAGCCAGAGUGUUCAAUGUGACCCUGGGGACAUUCCUGCCUGAUGUGGAGCUGGUCAAAAUUAUAGUUGGACCAGAGACGUUAACUGUGCCAGAAGCCAACCUAAAAGGUUAUAAUGUCCAGGAACAUGUCUUUCCCAAUGGAUCCAAGACCUACACCCUCCAGGUGCCAUUUGAGGACCCCAAUGUGAAGCAAAAGGUAACUCCUCCAGACACCAGAACCUACAUUCUGCCCCUGACCUACUUGCUGAAUAUAGUGCCAGAGAAUACACCCUUUACUCAUCCUGCUGUAGUCGAAGCCAUUCUCAAAGACAUCAUUCCACCUACAGUAACUGGCUACUGUGAUGGUGCUGCAUUCUAUACCAUGGUAACAUAUGGCAACAUGGGUUGCAACUGGAUUCCUUUUGUGGGCUCAAGAGAACUUGGUGGAAAUCUGCUUGCCCUGUACAAGUAUAAUGCCAACUCUACCAAUUUCUGGAUGACUGUCCCAUACAAUUCAGUUGAUGCCAUAUAUGAAGUGAUCAGUUCUUCAGGCAUCAGAAGCAGGCUUGACUUGACCUUGAAGGAUAUUGGGACCAUGGUUGUGGUGGCUGACUUCUCUCUGUCCUGCAGUUUCCCUACAAAGAUGAUUGAUUGCUUCACCAAUGGAACUAUGGCAGCUCUUGCUGUGAAAGUGGAAUCUGUCCCCAGCUUGUCUCCAAGUCAACUAACUCUAAGGGAACCGAGUUGCCGGCCUCUUCAGUCUGAUGCUAUCAAUGCGGUUUUCUACUUCAAUGUCAACUCCUGUGGCACAACUAGAAGGUUUGACAACAACCUCCUGACUUACGAGAAUGAAGUGCUGUUCACAUCUUACCGGUUGAGAGUUGCCUGUCACUAUCUGGUAAAUGACACCAAGGUAGUACAGUUCUUGUACCAGAAUAAUCCUGCACCUGUAGUCCAGCCUGGCUUGGGUGACCUUGCGGUCAUCAUGCGGCUUGCAUUGGUGUGUUUCCGUCUAUAA
Messenger RNA from Acipenser ruthenus (sterlet), 1460 nucleotides. RefSeq lists its product as uncharacterized. The transcript is spliced from 11 exons. Lineage: Eukaryota; Metazoa; Chordata; Actinopteri; Acipenseriformes; Acipenseridae. The record is from RefSeq and is a predicted model, not a curated record. Bases 39 to 1460 code for a protein of 473 amino acids.